Messenger RNA from Homalodisca vitripennis (glassy-winged sharpshooter), 5705 nucleotides. RefSeq names its product lipase maturation factor 2-like. The record is from RefSeq and is a predicted model, not a curated record. Bases 136 to 2109 code for a protein of 657 amino acids. Gene Ontology annotation, cellular component: endoplasmic reticulum membrane. The transcript is spliced from 12 exons. Lineage: Eukaryota; Metazoa; Arthropoda; Insecta; Hemiptera; Cicadellidae. Gene Ontology annotation, biological process: protein maturation.
CGGCUUUACUUGACGUUGACGCUUGUCGUUGUCGGCUUGUCUUGGUUCGUUGAUAAUCGCGGGGUGUUCCUGUAAUGUUUGCGUUGGUUCGUUGGUCGUGAAUAAUAUUUUAUUUAAAUUUUAGCUUCUGUAAAAAUGGUGGAAAUUCGUUUGACUAGAAAUUUAUUCUUGCGUUGUAUGAACAUUAUUUAUUUAUUUGCUUUUGCUUCAUUAUAUAUUCAGAUACCUGGUCUGUACGGCAGAAAUGGCGUGUUGCCGGCACAUGUCCAGCUGGAAUCCAAAGACAACACUUUGGUUCAAAACAUCCACAACAAACCGACACUUCUGUGGCUGGCCCCAUACAUCGGCUUGGACACAGAGUACAUGAUGGAUGCCCUGUCUCUAAUUGGGAUCUUGCUGUCGUUUUCCGGAUUUGUUUCUCAAAAGUUCUGCACCAAGCCUAUGUUUGCAGCAUCAUGGUCUCUUUACUACUCGCUUUACCAAGUUGGACAAACGUUUCUUUGGUUUCAGUGGGACAUCUUGCUGCUGGAGGCAGGAUUCCUGUGUGUGUUGGUUUCCCCGAUUCGGCACAAGCCUGGUACACGUCGCCGCCCCACGCUGCAGGCUCCCAGUGACCCCGUCACGUUCUGGCUUGUCCGCUGGCUAGCGUUCCGACUGCUCUUCAGCUCCGGCAUCGUCAAGCUCACCAGCGGCUGCCCUCAGUGGUGGAGCCUGAAUGCACUCAAUGUCCACUUUGAGUCAAUGUGUCUGCCAGCACCUCUCGCCUGGUAUUGCUUCCACCUGCCGGGUUGGUUCCUCAAUCUCAACACUGUGUUUGCCAACGUUUGUGAGAUUUUCCUCCCUCCACUUUUCUUCUUCCCAGUCCAGUCGGUAAAGACCGUGGCAUUUUGGAUACAGAUGUUCCUUCAAGUUUGCAUCGUCAUCAGCGGCAAUUUCAAUUUCUUCAACUUCCUGACGAUGUCUCUAUGCUUGUCUCUUGUUAACGACAGUUUCUUUGCAACAAAAAAACAAGAGAACAAAUCGAGCAAACUUGGAACAAUACUGAGCUACCUGACCUGCCUUGCUGUGUAUGGUACAGUGUUGUAUGCUACGUAUGUGUUGUACUCUAUAAAGUUCUAUCCGGACGGAAAAAUUGAGUCGAAGAUUGCAUUCUCCAAGGCAGAAUUUGACUUCGCAUUGUCUAAGGGCUUGCCCUUAGUAAUCUUAGUGGGACUACUGUCUUUCAUAGGGACAGCAUUCCAAGCCCUGCUUGCAGCUCUGUCCCAGACCUCCUCGUCCUUCUUCUCGAAGAUCUUCACCUUGUUGUCCACUGCGUUCUACAUCAUUGCUGCCAUAUUCGUGUUCGCUGACAGUCUGGUACCGUUCUCCACUUUGCACCCAGCUGGAAAUGCCACAGUCCUGCCAGUAGUGAGGGAGUGGCAUACUCGCCUGUCACACCUGCACCUCACCAACGCUUACGGGCUAUUCAGGCGCAUGACAGGUGUCGGAGGCCGGCCAGAGAUCAUCAUCGAAGGAGCCAACGACCUCAAAGGCCCUUGGCUGGAGUACCACUUCCUCUACAAGCCCGGUGAUGUCAACAGGAGCCUUCCAUUAGUUGCACCCCAUCAACCGCGGUUGGAUUGGCAGAUGUGGUUCGCAGCGCUGGGCACGUACCACCAGAACCCAUGGCUCAUGUCUCUCACCUACCGGAUCCUGACCAAUCAACCGGAGGUGCUGGCAUUGAUGGACCAGGCCAACAACCCCUUCAAGGAUUCCCCACCCAAGUACCUGAGAGCUGAACUCUACCAUUACCAUUACACCAGUUGGUCUGAAAGACUCACAAACAAGUGGUGGACCAGGGAAAAGGUUGGGGAAUACUUUCCCACAUUCUCCAAAGAUCACAAACCACUGUUAGAGUACCUGCGUAACCUCAAAAUGUUGUCCCAGGAGAGCCACAAGUCAACUGUAAAUCAGUAUGCAAAAAGAGUGUUAGACCAACUGCGCUCUCUGUUCACCCAGAUUGAUGGCGGACUUCUGCUAUGGUCACUGUUCAGCGCUGGAAUGGCUAUAAUCAUGUUGAGCGGUUGGUCCACCCCCGCCACCACUCCACGAGCCAAGAAAAACAACUGAAACUCGGAUCACGUGUUCACAACUCUUAUCAAAUUUCUUCUAACAAUCAAAUAUGUAUAGAAGAUCUUUUUGUAAAAGAUAGAUUUUCAUAUAACAAAACAAAACUGUUUCAAGUGACUUCAUAAUUGUAUCUACUGUUUGUAUCUUUUUAAGAGUUUCUGUUGUAUUUGUGGAAAUGGCGUUUCAAAUUUUAUAAAUUGUCUUUUUUCAUGACGUCUUAAUUUGUCUACUGUCUCGUAGUAAAAUAAUAAUUCAUAGAAUUGUAUCUCGUUUGUUAUGAAAAAAGACAAUGACUUGUGUAACCUCUUAAUUACAAUAAGACAGUGGUAACAAUCUCAUACACGAUGCCAAUCUUUUCUUAUUUUUUGAAACACUGUACAGAUAUGUAAAGUUGUCGAUGUUUGUAGAUAUCAAGAACCCUAAUCUCUUGUUUUUUCAUGCUAGGUAGUGAAAUCUCAAUGUUAAUAAUAUAUAUCUGUUUACAAGGGAGGAACAAAGUAUUGUUUCUUAUCUGAUGAUUGUAAUUGUUAUAAUGUUCAACUUGUGUAAUAAAUGAUUCCUGUGGUUUAAACUACUUUGGAUUAGUGAAUGUUAAAAGUUGAAUAUACUCGUAUUAUAAUGUCCAUUCCUCUUAUAUUUUAUUCGUGUAAGACUAUCAACUUCAUUCCUGUUUUUUCUUUAGAAUCUCUUAUUUUAAGUUUACAUAUUUCAUUAAUUUUCAUUUGGACUUUGUGGUUAAUGGAGUCGUCUUUUUGUUGCGUGCCAGCUUGAAACUACGUAAUAUUUUUUCUUUUUAUAUUUUUUUGUUCUUGGUCUGUGCCCUAAAAUGACUAAAACCAAUGAAAUCAAACCAUCAAAAUUUUUAACUCAGCGUCGUAACCAGCGAAAGCACAGAUUUUUCGACUGAUUAGUUUUAAAUCGCUUAGUUUCAGUAAGAUGAAUUUUCCAAAGGUCGAUUUCUUCUACCAAAGUUCAAUUCUCCGGACGAGAUAAGAAAUGCUGUAGUCUGGUUUAACACUGAAUGAUUGCAUUUAUUAGCAUGUAAAGUGUUGUGGACGUAUUAGGUUAUUUAGCGGUUUGUAAUCGUGUAGAUCAGGGUGAAGUCAACAUGGAUUUUCUCCAAUUGAUUUUAAUUUAUUUUUAUAGUAGUUUAGGUAUUUCCACAUUUCGGAUAAGGUCAACAAACGUAUAAAGCGUAUUUGAUUGGAAAUGUUCAAGACGUAAUGUGUACAUUUCCAGACAGUUUUACCAACAUUAGCACCAUUACCUCUAAGCUCGUACGUUGACAGCCUUUAUGAGUACUGGUCAACGAGAAAAUCUAGAACUUUUAAACUAAAAGCAGGUAGUAUCACUUGCAAAUCUUUUUUAUAGGUAAUUUCAUUUUUUCUAAUUAUUAUAUAUGAAAACCCUUGUUCAUUUCCCCAAAAAUAUGGAAUAUAACAUUAAUUUGUACAAAUAAAUCAGGAUAACUUAAAAUAAACAGUAUGUUUUUUAGGAAAUUGAUUGCUAAUUUUGCAUCUUUUUAAGGUUAAUUGCAGAAACAUUUUGUAAAAAAAAUGAGCCUCUAAGCCCAUUUACAACUCCAAGCUAGUUUACCGUGCAUAGUCGUUGUAAACCGUAGAAAUGAAGUCAAUUGUCUUGAAAUUACAUUCACUCCUUUGACUCUGAUUUAGAUGAUUUUCAGAUGACUGAUAUGGCUUAGGGGAAACAAACCCAGUGUCAAGAAAAUUUGAGUUAUUUUCUGGUGGUGUACUAACAGGUACUACCCCUGAGUCAGACGAAUUUUCAAUAUUUGUGGAUGAUGCAUUUAAAGGAUAAAAACCUGAGCCAAUAAAAUUGGUAUCAUUUGUAGAAGGUACAUUUGCAUCAUUAGUAUCAUUUGUAUAUAAAGUGUUAAAGUUUUGAAAUUCUGAAUCAUAAAAAUCUGGAAGAAUUAAUUCUUCAAGGAUUCUUAACUCUGUUUCAAGGGGAUACUGUUUGCUCUCUUGUAGUGUAUGGUUAUUUACUGUAACAUGGUUAGUGCUUACAUCACUGCUCAUGCAUAUAUUCUCUUCCAUUUUGAUGCUACAAUUCUGUAAUGUUGAUCUACCUGUAUUUUCUGUUUUUAAUCGGAAGCUUCGUCAUGCAGCUUUAAAGAUAUUUCUAAAAAUUAAAAUUAACUAAUUAUUUCUAAUUUAAUAAUCGAAGUGGCUGCAGGUACUUUUAUCCUUUAAUGACUCCAAGAGAGUGCGUUACUUCCAAAGACUAUGCCUGAGGCAUAAGUGGGCAUGUUUUAGAUGGCUAAGGCAUUGCUAGUGGAGCACACCCUGUUUGAACACAUUACUGCCUGCAGAUGUCGUGCAGUUUUGCCAACUGAAAAAAUGUGUGGUAAAGCAAAGGCAUGAUGCUUACUGAAUUUCCAGCUAAGGGUAUCUCCACCUCAAACUUCUGCUCUUCCUUUUCUUACCUUAAGUUGUUUACCGUAAAAUCUGAAUUUGCCUGGUGGUAGGAGAGUAUAAAACUUACAGUAUUGUCCACAUCACGUAAAGUAACCGUGUAAUUUUCUACAAUAAUAGUAGAAAUUAGUAGAGUUUACAUCUCUAUUAUCGACAUUUGGACAGAGUAUUUUCUGCUCAGAAUUAAAUGUUGAGAAUUACAAUAUUUUUAUAAAUUUUAGCCUUUGGACUCUAUUGAGCUGGAUCUUUAGCUUAUAGUAUGUUUUUUUAUUUAUAAAUAAGGUUAUAGACUUGUUCCUUUUCUUAACCCUAUCCUGCUCAAGUUACACCAAAUGCUUUUGAUGCUCCUGUGCUGGGUUGAUUAAAUCAUUCUGCUAUAAGAGAAAUCUUUUAAUCAUUUUUCUAAUUUUAACAACUGUUUAAGCCACAAAUUGUUAUGAAGGUAAUUGAAUUAUCUAUAAUGUGGCAUUUAUUAAAUUAGACUUACAAGAUUAAAGUAAAUUUAUUAUAAUAUAAAAUUGAAAUAUUUCCUUGUGCAAAAUAAAAUAAUGAUUUUAUGCUAAUAAUUCAAAAUAUGAAAUACAUAAUAAUUACAAUUACUCUUAUUGUGUUUCUAAAUUUUCCUGUUGGUUCUUAAAAAAUUUGUGUUCUCAUGAAAGAAAUGUCAUGUUGUCAAAAGAACGAAGUACAAAACGUUUGUUAUUUUAUUUCUAUGUAGCAACGUAAUUCAAUACAAUUAGUCAGUGAGCAACGUAUUUCUAUGAAUAAAACAUAUAAUGGCAAUUAGCCGGGAGAGGGUUAACAUAGCAGUCGAGGAAAUUUGUUUUCCAAAAUAAAGCAAGGCUCUGAAAUUCAUUCAAGUUUUGUACCUUGUAACUGGCACAAUUUAUUGUUACAUACUCUAUUUUUAUAAUUUUUAGCAUAGUUUUAUAAAGUACUCCAACUUUUAUUAUUAUAAUUUUACUGCCUAAAUGUGUAUUUUUAUAUUUAUUUUCAAAUUCUUUAAGCUCACUACUAUGUAAAUAUUUGAUUUUUAUAAUAAAAUUUUUAUUUUUAUAAUUUUUUGUGCUUUGACUAAUUUUUGUUAGCUUAAGUUCAGUUGUUUAACUAAACAUGUCUUAGGAGAUUUGAUUAAUAAAAUAAUAAUUCUGUGUUUUUGGA